Messenger RNA from Chelonoidis abingdonii (Abingdon island giant tortoise), 3628 nucleotides. RefSeq names its product putative protein ARB2BP. Gene Ontology annotation, biological process: regulatory ncRNA-mediated heterochromatin formation. Gene Ontology annotation, molecular function: siRNA binding. Gene Ontology annotation, cellular component: nucleus. NCBI's taxonomy places the organism in Eukaryota, Metazoa, Chordata, Testudines, Testudinidae. The record is from RefSeq and is a predicted model, not a curated record.
GUCGGUGCAUACAGGGUCCUCACAGACACCCGCUGCCCUCGGUUGUGGGACCCUGCAACAUCGCCCCACAAACCCCCAAACACUGCCCCCAACUACCUCCCCCAUCGGAUUCCGCUCUCUCACUGCCCUACAGCCCCCAACCCCUCCGCCCACCAAAUACCAACCUCUUGUUCCCCGGACCCUCUCCACAAUCCCACAGCCCCACCGGAUACCGUCUCCUCCCAGCUCCCCCCUCCCACGAGGAGGUCACCCCAGACCAUAGCUCCACCAGAUUCCACCUCCUCCCAUCACCCUACAGCCCCACCAAAUACUACCCUUUCUGGUGGAACCACUAGGUGUUGAGAUCAUGCCCUUUUCCCUCUCACACCACCCAGUAGCUCCACUGAAUACUCCCUCCUGACACUGCUUCUGUACCCCAUCGUUGUUUCCCCGCAAGCUCGGCUUUACUCCUGUCUCACUGGUCUUUCUUUCAGUGUUACAGCAAUGGGCUCAUGUUCUGUUCCCGUGUCUUUCAAUUAACUACCCUAUUUCCCUCAGAAUCUAAUCCUCUUUUCAUUUUAAUCCUCAAUAUUACCAACGCACUGAAGAAAUAAAAAUUUUGUUUUGACUGGAUUUCAAAAAACACCCCACAUACCCUUAAAUUUGCUCUCUAUCCUCAGGCUAACUGUUGGGCCGGCCACUUUCAUACAAGUUUCCCUAUAAAAGGAAAUAAUCAUUGUUUAAUUUUACUGAAAUGUGGGCUGAGGCACAUGGUAUCAAGAACGAGUCCUCUAGUAUAGGGAAUUGAAACAACAUGGGGAAUUGAUCAAGAAAACACACACCUAAAUGUACAACUGCUAUCAAAAAUUCUCACAUCUUGCCCCGUUGAGACUGAAUCCCUGAUCCUGAUCAAGAUCAAGAGAGGUUGUAAUGAGAUUGGAAUCAGAUCUUAAUUGUGCUUCAAUUCGUAAAGUCUUAUUUAUCUGGUCCUCCAGUAGGAUUGGUAAGUGCAGAUACCUGCUUCUGUGUGGAGCUCUACUAAAGCCACUGGGGCUAUUUGGAGACACAGGUGUUCCCCCUUACGGAUCAGUGUGCAGGAUUGGGAUCUAAUAAAUUGCAUUUCUGGUGCUAGCUUUCAGCAAUUGCUUUUAUUGUGAACUUUGUAAGUGUUAGUACAGAUGAGAUAGAAAUGUUUUCAGCACUGUUUCAGAAAGUGAAGUCACAAGCACCCUUUGAUGUGGUAUUGAAAAUAAUUUUUUCCUCUCUUCAGUGGUACUUAAACCAUUUUUGUAUCAGGUCUGGGGAAGUACUUGCUGAAAACCAGUGUUGGCAACUCAACUCGGUAUUGUAAAAAAGGCUUUAAUCUUGACACUGUCAAGGAGUAUAGUCAAAGUCUGAGAAUGAUAUUUUAGAUCAUAACUUGCAGACUUUCAAACCCCAGCUGUAUGACCUGACACAAUAGCUUCUGACACCUUUCACAACCCCCAAAGGAGGUACACAGCAAAUUAGUGAAGUUGAAAGCUUGCAAUAACAUAGGUUUCUUUUCUUUAAAAGAGUGAAGACUUCUCCAACCUCAGAUUCAAGGUUUUGCUUCUCUGAUAACUAAAUUUACAAGAAGAAGUGGUGAGAUAAGUGGGUCUUGCUGGGAUGGAGCAGAAUCCCAAGACAGAGCUGAAUGAAAUCACCAUAAGCCCUUCCCACUGCCCUAAAGUAAACGUGGAUGUGUUGCAAGUGGAGCAGGAGUUGAGCUUCAGGAAACUAGUAGAGAGUUCAGAGUGUCCAGAACAACUGAAAUACGACUUCAACAAAAAUGGUGAACUGAAGCAUCUAGAUACCAAUGAGCCCUUUGUCUUUAAUUAUUACAAAAAUGCACAUGAGAGUAACCAUAAACGCUAUCAAGUUCUGGGACACCUUAUUACACAGUAUGUUUAUGAGCUCCUGGAAAGAGUCUACAAGCUUCAGAAAGUCCACAUCCCAACAGAUGCUACAGAAAAUGAACCCAGGAGUUUCUUUUUCAUCAGCGAGAAAGCAUUAACUAAUUCCUCAAGCGUAAUCGUGCUCCUACAAGACCGUGGAGUCUUUCGGGCUGGUCAGUGGGGGCUGAAGACCAUAAUCCAUGAGGGCCUGGACCAUGGAACUCAAAUACCAUUCAUUAAGACAGCCCUUCAAUGCUAUGGAGGAGUGAUUGUUUUAAAUCCCAAUGACAAUUUCAUUGAUCUGAAGAUGGAAAAUGAGUGGUUAAGUUUAUCUACCAAGGAAGAAUCUUCCACUGUAAAUUCCUCCUGGUGGAUCCCAAAGAGGUGCAGCAGCACCUCAGAAGAGCACACCAUUUAUAUUUGGGAUAAUUUUAUUUCAAAGAGCGCAGCCAAGAAUGUGGCCUUCAUUGCCCAUGGCUAUGGAGGCUUGGUUUUCCUCAACCUGCUCAUUCAGAGAACAUGGGAAGUGAUGAAUAAAGUGUAUUCUGUGGCACUUAUUGACUCCAUGCACCACACGUUACACCAGGUGAAAAAUAAUCCACAAGUGCAAGAAUGGAUACAGAAACAUUGCCGUGAAUGGGUAACAAACAGUAAACCUCUAGAUAGACCCAUAGGUUCCCUCGUGAAAGUGGACUGUCCUACAGUCUCUGCUGGCACCGAAAAAUACAGUUUAGCACCAUCCUCCACCUUACAGGCCAUUUUCAAGUACCUGAAGAGCACACUGAAAGCUAAGAACACAGUAACUUUAUCUCGUUCUCCUAUUGUAACAAGGAGCAGUAAAAAUAAGAAGAGAGGCAAUACAUGCUGAAGUAUUUUUCAGGACUCUUCUCCCUCUUUAAAACCACUCCAUGAAAGCUUGAAAUUGAAGCUGCCAUGUUGGUUUCCUUGCACUGCAGAGUGAUUUAUAUCCCAUAAGGGUGGUAUUGCAUUUCUGAUUUUGAUUGUUGUUGAAAAACUAAUUGGGAGAACAAAUAAAGUUAUCACCAAACAUUAGAAAAGUUUGGUCUUUUCUUUUUGGAAGCUAAUUCUUGCAAUUUCAAAAAAAUAAUUCAUGGGAGCGUUAAAUUUGAGCUCUGCUGUUAUUCCUGCACUUUAAAAUGGCACAUAGUAACAGUGUUAAGGUGAGCCAGAGUUUACCUGCGUUGAUUCUGGAAUCUUAUGUUGUGAAGUUUGUACAUAUCUAAGCUAAGUAGAUUUUGUCAGCAAAAAAAUCUGUAAAUUUCACUGUAAAGGGCAAUUUGGCGUAUGAGAUUAAUGCUAAAGACUCCACAAAUCUAACAUUAGCCUAUCCACUCACCUGGCAGUGCCCAGCAGUUCCUUAUAUAUUCCCCAAUAUUUUUUCCAUUCUUGUUUUGGAUGUCUCAAGCACAGGGGCUUCUACUGCUUCCCUUUAGACACUAGUCUGUCAUCUAAAGAUUCUUCACUGAACCAUACAUUACCAUCUUCCUCCAGUCAGAGAAAUGAGAUAGUCUAAACAUAAUAUAUAGUGGACCAAAUUUAUUAUCAGUGUCACUCCAAUGAAACCAGUGAGAUUACUCUAGUAAUUAAUUUGGCCUCAUUUAACUCCUUUUCAGACUGACUGAUUGCUGUGGAAAUACUGCAGUGUAGUUACCUGGACGGAUUAAAAAAAAAAUAAAAACUUGCCAUAAAAAAAGCAACCUGUAAUUAAAAAA